Molecule: messenger RNA, 1341 nt
Organism: Rotaria sp. Silwood1
Lineage: Eukaryota; Metazoa; Rotifera; Eurotatoria; Philodinida; Philodinidae
Source: the annotation of a GenBank genome assembly
AUGAAUAGUGAAUCAAAAGAAACAAUAACAGAAAAAAUACUUGUAUUAUUACAACGUCUUAUAAAUGAUAUAUGGACAAGUCCAAUUAAUCUUAUUUUGGUAUUUUUAAUUAUAUUUUUACUUUUUAAAUUAUUUUUAUUAAAACGUAAACCAACACAUAGUCCAAGUCCAUCAAAUGUUAAACCACCAUUACCUAAAAUGGCUAAACAAGAUUUAACAAUUGAAGAAUUACGUAAAUAUAAUGGUAUAGAUUCAAAUGGUAGAAUUCUUACAGCUAUAUAUGGAGAUAUUUUUGAUGUUAGUCGACGAAUUGAUUUAUAUGGACCAGGAGGAUCAUAUUCAUUAUUUGCUGGUCGAGAUGCAACACGAGCAUUAUCAAAAAUGCAAUUAACACAAUCAUUAUUUGCAAAUGAAUAUGAUGAUCUUGCUGAUCUUACUGAUGGUGAACGAUCUACUGCUAGAAAUUGGCAUGAAGAUUUUCGUGAAAAAUAUGAUAUUAUUGGUCGUCUUCUCAAGCCAGGUGAACAGCCAAGUGUUUAUCCAACUGAAGAGCCUACAGUUGAUGAUAACAUUAAUAAAGAAAAAGAAAAACAAGAAUCACUUCGAAGUGUUCAUUCAGAAUCUAGUAUAAUAAAAUCAAUAUCAGGAGAAUCAUCAGUAAUUUUUGAUAAUAAUGAUGAUUAUGAAAAACAAGCCGAUAAAACAAUUGAUGAAAUAUGGAAAAUAUUUAAAGAUGAUAAUUCUUGGUUGGAAGAAGCAAAAAGUCAUAAUGGACUUGAUAUUGUUGUUUCAAAAAUUUUUCCAAAAUGGGGUAAAAUAUUUCGAUUAACUAGUACUAUCACAGGAUCUCAUUCUAAUAUUGUUGAAAUGUUAUUUGAACAUCAAGAAGAUAUUCCAAAAUGGAGUCCAACUGUUAAUGAUUGUAGAAUAUUAGAAGUUAUUAACAAUGAUUUGUACAUAACUUAUCAAAAAACUAAUGAACAAGCCCAAGGCUUUAUUUCGAAACGUGAUUUUGUUAAUUUAACAAUACGUCGAUUUAUUGAUGAUAUUGCAAUAUUAGCAGCACAAGCAUGUCAUUAUUCAAAAAUGCCUCCAAAUAACAAUUGUGUUCGAGCAAAAAAUGGACCAACAGCAUAUAUUGUUGAAAAACUCGAUGAAACAACUUGUAAAUUUACUUGGUUACUUAAUGUUGACUUGAAAGGAUGGCUUCCACAAUAUCUUAUAAAUAGUUCAUUAGCUAAUGUUCAACUUGGUCUUGUUGAAUCACUACGAAAUUAUAUAUCUAACAUUGUUGAUAUAGAAUUAUCCUAUUCGUCAUCGACGAGUGUUAAUAUAACCUAA